CGCCAUUGGUGUAAAAUUUAAAGUGGUACGGUUUCCAACUGUAUAAAGGGACCAAGACGAAGAAGCCCUUUUCACCCGCUCUGUCAUGUCUUUCAAUGCUACAGUGGCUGCCGAGUCCCUCUACGCCGGUACAGACCUCCAGUCAUUAAAUUGGGUUGAACAGCAAUGGAUCGCGUGGUACAUCUGGAUUGGCAAUCCAGUCAUCGCGACAGGCUUAAUGAGCUUUUUGAUGCAUGAGAUCGUCUACUUUGGACGCUGCAUACCAUGGAUAAUCAUUGACGCCAUACCCUACUUCCGUCAGUGGAAGCUGCAGCCUACAAAGAUACCUUCGGUUCAGGAUCAGUGGGAAUGCACAAAGCUGGUUCUCUUCUCUCACUUCACCAUCGAGCUUCCCCAGAUCUGGUUAUUCCAUCCUUUGGCUGAGUCGAUUGGAAUGUCCACCUAUCAAGUCCCUUUCCCUCCCCCGAAGACAAUGGUGCCUCAAAUUCUAUUCUUCUUCUUCUUUGAAGAUUUCUGGCACUUUGGUGCGCACACCCUCUUCCACCAGGGUGUCUUUUACAAGUAUAUCCAUAAGAUACAUCACCGUUAUGCUGCGCCCUUCGGUCUUGCCGCAGAGUACGCGCACCCCGCGGAGGUUAUGGCUUUGGGUAUGGGGACGCUUGCUGGCCCCCUUCUCUAUUGCGCUUAUACUCGUGAUUUCCACAUCAUGACGAUGUACAUCUGGAUCACCCUUCGCCUCUUCCAAGCUGUAGAUUCUCACAGCGGUUAUGACUUCCCUUGGUCUCUCCAGCACAUCCUGCCAUUCUGGGCGGGAGCCGAGCACCACGAUUUCCAUCAUAUGACCUUCACAAACAACUUCUCUUCCUCGUUCCGCUGGUGGGACAGGAUUUUUGGUACCGACACCAACUACAUUAAGGUGAAAGCCCGUCUGCGUGCUGCCAAGUAUGCGAACAAGAACGCCACCAAAGAGGAGCGGUUGGCAUAUGAGCGCAAAGUAAUGGCUCAGGUGGAGGCUGAGGGUCUCGCAGCAGAAGCGACGGUCGAGAACAGUGUCGGCAAGGGGAAACAUGAUUAAAUAAUGAUGAAUCACGCCCGCAUGCUUAAAUCACAACUUGAUUAUAUUAUAGCUAUUUUUACUCUUCAUCGUAGAACGAAUGCGAUGUCGGCUAUUGUUC
This is a messenger RNA of Guyanagaster necrorhizus, 1175 nucleotides long. RefSeq names its product C-4 methyl sterol oxidase. The record is from RefSeq and is a predicted model, not a curated record. The coding region runs from base 86 to 1075 and encodes 329 amino acids. The transcript is spliced from 4 exons. Gene Ontology annotation, molecular function: oxidoreductase activity; iron ion binding. Lineage: Eukaryota; Fungi; Basidiomycota; Agaricomycetes; Agaricales; Physalacriaceae. Gene Ontology annotation, biological process: lipid biosynthetic process.